This is a messenger RNA of Coffea arabica (coffee), 1326 nucleotides long. RefSeq lists its product as uncharacterized. The record is from RefSeq and is a predicted model, not a curated record. NCBI's taxonomy places the organism in Eukaryota, Viridiplantae, Streptophyta, Magnoliopsida, Gentianales, Rubiaceae.
AUGGAGCAAUACCACAGACUUUGGGAUUAUGUAGCUACUGUAAAAAAUUCCAAUCCUUAUAGUCAUAUUUCAUUGCAAAUUGAUAGGCGAAAUAUUGAGGAAAGGGCUACAUUUCAGAGGAUAUAUUAUGGUUUAGGUGCGUUGAAAAAUGGUUUACUACAAGGAUGUAGACCUAUCAUAGGUCUAGGUGGCUGCUUCCUCAAGAGUCCCUUUGGAGGUCAGCUGCUUACAGCCUUGGGUAGGGAUGCCAAUGAAAAUAUGUUCCUUAUUUCCUUUGCUGUUGUUGAGGUUGAGAAUUACGACAGUUGGAGUUGGUUUUUGCGGGAAUUAAUCAGCCAAAUUGGUAGAGGAAACAAAGGAGUGGCUUACACUUUCAUCUCAGAUAGGCAAAAGGGUCUUGUCCAUGCAAUUGAAGAAUUAUUUCCUGAAUCAGAGCACAGAUUCUGUUUGAAACAUAUGUUCGAGAACUUCAAACAAAGAUUCAAGGAUCAAGACCUUAGAGAUCUGUUUUGGGAGGUAGCUGCAGCAGCAAGCAUGCCGGAGCAUGAAACUGCCCUUUCAAAUCUUGAGAGGGCUGACCCACAGGAAGGUGACAAGCUAACGGUUGCGGGAUGGUUCAAACGGUUGCCUCCAAAAUUAUGGCCUAGAGCUCAUUUUAGUACAGCUUGUAGGGGUGACACUUGCGUUAACAACAUGAGUGAGUCAUGGAAUAAUUACAUUCUAAAAGCUAGAGGGGAGCCAAUAAUAACAAUGCUGGAGUGGAUUCGGAGGAGAUUAAUGCAAAGGUUGGUAACCAAACGAGAGGGCAUGCUGAAACAUGGUGGAACUUUAUGUCCAAACAUUUAUGAAAAAUUGGAGAAACUUAAGAUAAAGGCAAGAAAUUGUGUUGCGGUUUACGGAGGAAAUGGAAAUUUGGAAGUUGAUGGUUAUGGAAGGACAAAUCUUAGUGGCAUUCCUUGCGUGCAUGCGGUUGCCUGCAUUCAGAGCAGAAAGCUGAAAUUCGAGGAAUAUGUUGAUGCUUGUUACCAUAGGGAAGCAUAUUUAAGGGCCUACAACUUCACAAUUGGUCCCGUUCCUUCGAAGCAGUUCUGGGCACCUAAAGUUGGUCAAACAGCUUCAAAUGCAACAUCCGUAGCUUCUGCUGCUCAGGCAAGCGUCUCAAGUACUGCUACUACACUUUCACAGAAACAACGCCGAUUUUGGUACCUUAAGUCUCUCGAUCCACCACCAAAAUUUUGGGAGUUUGACAUUUUUGGGUUCUUCCUUGAAAUGAUAGCUGAUUUAGCCCCUCCAAAGCUUUUCUUGACCCAUCCAAAGUUGCGCUGA